This is a messenger RNA of Danio aesculapii, 906 nucleotides long. RefSeq names its product granzyme-like protein 1. The record is from RefSeq and is a predicted model, not a curated record. Lineage: Eukaryota; Metazoa; Chordata; Actinopteri; Cypriniformes; Danionidae. Gene Ontology annotation, molecular function: serine-type endopeptidase activity. The coding region runs from base 59 to 808 and encodes 249 amino acids. The transcript has 5 exons. Gene Ontology annotation, biological process: proteolysis.
CCAGCUUAAGUGUCUAUUUAUACAGUGUUUUGUCAUUGAGAGCUCACUGAUAGUCAUCAUGACCAUCAUCUCUCUGCUCCUGCUGGUUUCUCUGGUGCCACACCUGACCUUCACUGCUCGUGUGGGUAUAGAGGGUGGCACUGAAGCAAAACCUCACUCCAGACCUUACAUGGUUUCUCUUCAGAAACACAGCCAGCACUCCUGUGGUGGAUUCCUCAUUACUGAAGAGUUUGUCUUGACUGCUGCACAUUGCUGGAAAAAAGGUGAUGUCAUCAGGGUUGUGACUGGCGCCCAUGAUUUGAGUAAAAAUAGUAUUUACAACUCCUUUAAAGUGGAAUCCUACAUCCCGCAUGCAGAAUUCAAACUGAAUUCUGACCGGAAUGACAUCAUGCUUUUGAAGCUAAAUAGAAAAGUCAGACUGAGCUACAAUGUUGGACUGAUAUCAUUACCAAAGGAUGGAGAAGAUGCUGAAGCAGAUACUCUCUGUAGUGUUGCUGGUUGGGGUGAUCUGUGGAAGAAAGGCCCUGAGACUGAUCGUCUAAUGGAGGCAGAGACAGUUAUAGUGAAUGAUGCCGAGUGUGAACGUAGAUGGGAACCUCUUUAUAAGGCCUCAAAGAUGAUCUGUGCUUAUGGCCAUGGCGGAACCUGCAAUGGGGAUUCUGGAGGUCCUUUGGUUUGUGGAGACACUGCUGUUGGUAUCACUUCUUUCGGUGACCGUUAUCUCUGUAAUUCACGUUUGCGUCCUAAUAUGUUUACUAGGAUUUCAGCAUAUCUCCCAUGGAUCCAAAACAUAACCGGAAAUGUUUAGUGACUUCAUGAAAAGUAAAUACAAAAUGAUCAAGUGUUUUUUUUUUCAUGAAUUCUUCCACAAAUCUUUCAAUAAACGUAUGAAAUGACAAGCAUCAA